AUGGACGACGUAGGGACCUCGUCGCUCUUUUUCCACUCGAGCGGCGGGCGCCGCUCGGACGGGGAUGCGGGCUAUAGUGACCGCACGCCGCACCUCGCCGAGUCCCUACGUUUGAACGAUGCAGAAAUUGAAUUUUUCGACGAGGUGGUCGACGCGAUCCGCCCGGAUUCGUGCAGCUUUGUGGAGCUCAAGGACGCGUUCAACGACGCGGUGGGCGCGACGGCGCACCUCGACCGCGUCGCACGCACGCUCCCACCCGGCGUAAAGGACCGGCGCAAGGCCGCCGAGCUGCGCCUAUGGAACUCGCUGCUCGCAAUGGUCCAAGUGCGGGGCGAGUCGUGGGCCGAGCGCUGGGAUACCGUGCGCGUAUUGCUCGGCCUGGAUCCUCGGGGGUCCGACAGCGACGCGUCGCUCGACAUGCACGACAUGUCGGCCGUGCUUGCGUCGACGUCGUACGCGCCGCGCUCGUUUGCAUCGAGCGCGUCGUACGCGCCGGAUACCUCGCGGUCGUACGCACCAGAUACCUCGCGGUCGUACGCGCCGCAUACCUCGCGGCCGUACGCACCGGGACCCGUGGCGACGUCGCGCGCGUCAUACGUCCGCCCCCUCUCGCCAACGCCGUACACGCCUGCGCCGUGGCGGCUGCAAGGCUCGCCGCCAUUGGCCGACGACCACGCCUCUAGCGAAGGAAGCGUAUCGGACGACGACGUAUGGGCCCAAGACGCGGACCGCUCGACGCGGGACCUCGACACAGUCUGGCAGCCGGGCGCGUCGGCCGUGUCGCCGGUGCGUGUCGGCCUGGCGCCACGCCUCUAUGAGCGCGGGCGGCGCACCAGCACUGCGCUGGACCUGCCGUCGCCACGGCAGAAACGCGCCUUGGCCAAGGCCGCGCACUUUCACAACGAGCACACGCUUACCGCGUCCCUCGGCCACUGGCAGCGCCGUGCGGCCGCCGUACGCAAGCGCUACGACCUGGCGACGCGCGUCGACCACCAGCGGCUGCGAGCGCACGCUUGGGCGGCAUGGCACGACAAGUACGCCGGCCACCACCAAGCCCUUGCGCACGCGGCGCAGUACGCGGCGCGUAUGCGCGUUACGCGCGCCUUUGACGCGUGGGCUGCGCGCCUGUCGCAGCGAAAAGCCGAGCGAGACACGGCGUACGAGCAGGCGCUCGCCGCUGCUCUAGACGCCAUCGUGGCGCGGCGCAGCCAGAGUCUCGAGCGCCUGGCAUGGACCGUCUGGCGGCAAGGCCACGCGCACCGCACUGCCGUGCGCUACCACGACGAAGGCGUGAUGCGCGUCGCGUUUGCCGUAUGGCGCAGCCGCUCCGACGGGGCACGCGAACUCGAGCGCCGUGGCGAGGCGUACGCACGCACUCUUGCGGCCCAUGCGCUGCAGCGUGCAUGGGCGCAGUGGCGCGGCCGGACCACGGCGCACACCGACGUGCACCGCGCCGCGGCCUACUGGCGCCGCGGCCAGCUGCAGCGCGCCUGGACGCACUGGCGGCGGCAUGCGCGGCUCGCCGAGAUUCGAAACACCGCGGCGGGGCGGCUGUACGCGGACCAUUCGCGGACGCGUGUGCAUGCUGCGCUACACUACUGGAUUCUACGUGAGCGCGCCGCGUACUCGGAGCGGGUGCGCAAUGCACAGCUCGUGCGCACCGUGUGGAACGUGUGGUGGGUGCGCUUUACCGAGCAGAGUAUCGCGAGACAAGCCGCUCUGGGCACGUUUGCUGCGAACAGGACCAGGACCACGCUCGGCUCCGCGUGGAAUGCGUGGAAGCAGCGGCAAGCGCACUGGGAACACGAGCGGAUGCUGGCCGCGCGUACGCGCGACUGCCGUAUUGUCGGCCUUGUGUGGCGCCAGUGGCGCGCGCGCCUCGACGUGCGCCGCAGCGACCUGGCGAGCGCAGCUACCCACUGCAGCGCGCACCUCGUGCGGCGCGCAUGGGCGCAGUGGCGCGCCAUGCGUCAGCACGCCCAGGCCGCGCGAUUCCGGGCAGAGAGCGACCGCGAGGCGCUUCGCCGCCAUUUGCAAGCGUGGCGCUUUCUCCGUGCGGAGCGGUACCACUGGCGCACCUGUACCGCGCUGUUGCACGCCAAAACCAGUGCGCGGAUCCAGCGGGAGCAGUUGGCGCACUGGCUGCGGCGUACGUCAGACGUCCAGGCGCUUGUGCGGCAGGCCGACGGCGUCCACGCCGCCGUGCUCAUCCGCAAAGCAUUCUGGCAGUGGAAGGCGAUUCACGAGCGCGUCCAAGCGCUGGACCACGCCGCGGACCGCGCGGUGCAGACGCGCGAUCAAGCCCUCGUGCGGCACGUCUUUUCGGCCUGGAGAGAGCGCGCUGCGCAAGCCCGGCGCGAGCGUGCGGCGCUCGCGCAGUGUGCAGCGAUGCGGCGUGCGCGGCUGCAGCAGCGUGCGUUAGACGCGUGGCGCGACCGCCUCGCGGGCCGCCGUCUGUCCUACGAAGUGUAUGUGACGCUCGCUGCGCGCUGCAAAUACGUCAUGCGUCAGUACUUUUCCACCUGGCUUGCGCGCACGAGCGUCCAGCCGCUUGUCGACCUGCGCCAGAAACGCCUGCUCGUGCGCGCGCUGCGCCACUGGGCCGCGCGUGCGCGUGCAAAGCGCGCCGCGUCGCUCGCCGCCGCGUCGCUGCAGCGCGAUGCGCUGCGUACGUGGCGCGCCAAGACCGAGUACAUGCGCGAGCUCCACAACAUCCAAAAGCUCGAGGGCCACCGCCGGCGUGCGUCGAGCGACUUUCGGCACCGGCUCGUGUUUGUGCCGCCUACGGCGCGUUUCCGCGCAUCCUAG
Messenger RNA from Malassezia japonica, 2808 nucleotides. RefSeq lists its product as uncharacterized. The record is from RefSeq and is a predicted model, not a curated record. The coding region runs from base 1 to 2808 and encodes 935 amino acids. Lineage: Eukaryota; Fungi; Basidiomycota; Malasseziomycetes; Malasseziales; Malasseziaceae. The transcript has 5 exons.